This is a messenger RNA of Oncorhynchus nerka (sockeye salmon), 3592 nucleotides long. It is a transcript of the gene manbal, whose product is annotated as mannosidase beta like. Bases 2315 to 2620 code for a protein of 101 amino acids. The record is from RefSeq and is a predicted model, not a curated record. The transcript has 3 exons. NCBI's taxonomy places the organism in Eukaryota, Metazoa, Chordata, Actinopteri, Salmoniformes, Salmonidae. Gene Ontology annotation, cellular component: membrane.
UAGUGCAUAUUUAUAUAGUGCAUAUAAAUCUAACCAUUCAAAACGAAUACAAUCUGUCUGAACAGCAUAAUAGAAUAUUGCACCAUAUCAAAGAAAAAUAAAUAACAUUUUGCAAAACUGCAGCAUCCAAGAAAUUGAAAUAAAUGUAAAAAAGAAGGAUGCUAUUACACAUGUGCAUUUAAAGCAGAACUUUUUUAAUGUAUAUAAACGAUGUACAUAUAAAUUUAACAAUUCAAAACGAAUACAAUCUGAACAACAUAAUAAUAUAAUAUUGCACCAUAUCAAAGAAAAAUAAAUAACAAUGUGCAAAACUGCAGCAUCCCACUUAAAACAUUAAACUGGUCCCUCUUUUCUCUCUCUUCUUUAUUACCAUGUUAUAACCAGCAGCACACAGCAAUGCUGAACAUAUUUUGUUUUUAUGAGAGAUUUGCAUUCAGAAAUAUAAGCUGCCUCACUUGAGGGGCUGAUGCAGUUUCUUCUCUCGGUAAUUAUUUGUCCCGUUUUCGAGAAGACCCUCUCAGAGGGAACGGAUGUGACCACUAUGCAGAGUCUCCCUGUCUUGACUUUAGUAAGCCGUGGGUAGACAGAGGCCUUGUUCUUCCACCAGCUCAGAGGAUUUGCAGAUCUUUGAGGGAGGGGCUCCUCCAAAUAGGAUCGGACCUCCAUUAUGGCAUCUGCUGAGGGAUUCCCUCGUGCUGCAUCCCCAGUUGCUCUCUCGUCAAACAGCAUCCAAACAGCAGAUGUUUGUGGCACUACUGCUGGUGCUUCUGUUCCAUCUGAUCCCUCUUCUUCCUGUUGCCCUGGUGCCUGAGCCAGGCUGUCCCUCCCUGCUGCUGAGGUUAUUCUUUGAAGAGCCUCAUCAAUCGCUCUGGCAUCACUGAAGGCUAACUUCUUAAACCUGGGGUCAAGUGCAGCAGUUUCUGAUAGCACGUGAUUAUAUUCCAUUCUGUGGAACUUUCUGUCCAUUGAUGAACAUUGGGUGUCCAUCAACUCUGUCGCAUGUCCUGUGGUUACAUUUGCUUCUCUCUGGCGGCUGGCUGUGAUUGGCUGCAGACCCUUACACAGGAGUAUAAUUUUUGACGCUGUCACAUAGCUGGAAAGAGAGAACAGUUACUUAUUAGUUCAGGGUUCAUGUUUUGUCAACUGAUACUACAUUCUCAUCUACUGCUCAUAUACAUAUAUAAUACUGGAUUAAAUAAUGAUGUAGUAAUAACUGCUUACUGUACCUCUCUCCACUGAUCUCCACAGUGACCCCUCCUCCACCACCUCCCAUUCCUCUUGGGUCAGAGCAUCAACAGGUGCAUUGACAAUGGCCAGGGUAGAGAUGAUGGCAUCCUUUGACUCAAGAAACCCCUUCAACAUAUAACAUUUUGAAUUCCACCUUGUAGUGCAGUCUUGUUUAGGCCUCAGCUCAGGCAUCCCCAUCUGGUGUUGUGUAGACUUUAGUUUGCUUCUAUGGAAGUAUUCCACAGCUGCUUUCACUUUGUCCACAGUGGGCUUCCUCACCUUCAGAGCAUCUCUUACAAUCAGGUUGAUUGUGUGGGAAAGACAUGGAUGAUGGGUCCAUUUUAAAAUGUUCAUGGCUUUGGUUAUGUGAGCGGCAUUGUCGCUAACACAACAUAACAUUUUUCCAUCUACUUGCCAGAGAAGGCCACUCUCAACAGUUCCUCUGCCAAGUUCUCUGCGGUGUGUCUGUCACUGAACUCAAAGCAGUCCAGAAGACAGCUAGACAUCGUAAAAUCUUCAAUGAAGUGACAUGUAAGAAGUGGUUACCCCUGAUGUCCAGCAGUCAGUGGUAAGGCAAACUGCAGUAGCUUUUUGGACUCUUUCCCGCACUGAAGCUUGUGUGCUCUCGUACAGUUGUGGAAUAAGUGAUUUUGAAAGGGUUUUCCUGCCUCUGUCCUCCAUCUAAAAUGGCUGGAAAUCAGUGGCAAUCAUUUUAGCCAAUGCAAUAUCAAUUUGGCCUUGUUUUGCUACAGACAUAGACAUUGGCAUAAACUGGUCCAUAGAAGACUGCGUUUCAGUGGGUCGCUGAGUAGGCCUACUUGACUGAGUGGGAUAUGAGAUUUUGUUUUGGCAAAUUCUACACUGUGCUCUAACAUUGUCUACAUUAUUAAAAUGCAUCCAAAUGCUACUAUGCUUCAGACUCAUUUUCCAGCUUUUGUUUUCACAGCUGUCCUUCCUCUCUCUCCUCGGCUGCUAAGUGUGUGACUGUGAGUGAGUUUGCUCGGCCCUUCCUCAUGCAUCUUUGGUUCAUUGGUUGACACUGCAUGUCUGAUUGACAGGAACAACAGGGAACUGAAAGUAGGCUACUAUGCUCGAGAGCCUCCUGGACAAUGGACUCUUUCUGGGAGCUAUUGUCCAACUCCUCUGCAUCUUGGCUGUCAUAAUACCCACCUCCAACUGGUAUGAACAGGAGCUAAUGUGUCUCUUGAGUGUCACUGGGACAGUGAGACUCAGUCUGUUUUAUCUUCAGGAGGAGACUGAGCCUAAGAAGACUAAGAAGGUGGAGGUGGAGACUGAGCCUAAGGAGACUAAGAAGUCCAAAGGACAUGUGCCUGAGAUUUGUCAGAAACUAAAGAAAGAGACCAAGAAGAAGGUGGUGUCGCUCUCAGAAUAAUUUUUGUUUCAUCAAAUGCAAUGGGUGUCUCUACCUUGAUUUAUGAAAGAAGAGAAGCACACUGUUUAUUAAACUACUCAGCUAUCAAUUGUAAUUCUCCAAGGCCCAAACAUUUGGGGACCUAUGUAAUAAUUUUUGUAUUAUUUCAUUUUGUGUGCAUUUUAUAACCAACAUUUCUGUAAAAAACAAACAAAUAAGAACUUCAUGAUUUUGUAUUUAUUUAACCUUUGUUUAACUAGACAAGUCAGUUAAGAACAAAUUCCUAUUUGCAACGACAGCCUAGGAACAGUGGGUAGAAUGACCUUUCACCUUGUCAGCUCGGGAAGUUGAUCUAGCAACCUUUCGGUUUCUGGCCCAACGCUCUAACCACUAGGCUUACCUGCCUCCCCAGGGAGAUUGCCGUUUUGGGUUUUUGAGAGCUAAUGUAUUUUUUAGAGCUAAUGUGUCUCUUGAGUGUCAAUGGGACAGUGAGAGUUUAUCUUCAGGAGGAGACAGAACCAAAUGACUUUCAAUUGAAGCCUGCUGACCUGAAUAAGAAGUCCAAAGGACCCCUGUCUGAGAUUCGUCAGAAAGGAAAGAAAGAGACCAAGAAGAAGCGAAAGGCGUCGCUCUCAAAUAGCGCUCUGUUAUAUCAAUAUGAAGUUUCAAAAAAGAAAUACAACUGUACUUUUUUCAUCUUUCAAUUUCUCAUUCCGCCUUAUACAGUGCCUUCAGAAAGUAUUCACACCCCUUGACUUUUCCCACAUGUUGUUGUGUUGCAGCCUGAAUUAAACAUUGAUUAAAUGGAGAUUUUAUUUUGUCACUGACUUAAACAACAUAGUCACUAAUGUCAAAAUGGAUUAACAUUUUUUUUAAAUUGUUACUAAUUAAUCAAAUAAUUAAAUGCUGAAAUGUCUUGAGUCAGUAAAUAUUCAACCCCUUUGUUAUGGCAAGCCUAAAUAAGUUCAGGAUUAAACAUUUGCUUAACAAGUU